This is a messenger RNA of Tripterygium wilfordii, 1989 nucleotides long. RefSeq names its product probable serine/threonine-protein kinase At1g01540. Gene Ontology annotation, molecular function: ATP binding; protein kinase activity. The transcript has 7 exons. The record is from RefSeq and is a predicted model, not a curated record. Gene Ontology annotation, biological process: protein phosphorylation. Bases 13 to 1806 code for a protein of 597 amino acids. Lineage: Eukaryota; Viridiplantae; Streptophyta; Magnoliopsida; Celastrales; Celastraceae.
CUUACUCUGGUCAUGCAAGUCCCCAUCAUGCCAGCUGCCCACACUCCUCUUUGUAAACCCCACUCAGCUCAGCUGUACAGUCCUCCAUAUUUUCCUCCCUUUUUUUUUCUUCAAUUACCUCAUAAUCAGUUCACUACUGCUACAAACGCACAAACUAGUAGUACUACUUUCUUCUUCGCUCUUUUUUGUUGUUUUGUUCUUUCAUGUGGGUCAAAAUUGUUACAGAACCAGAGAAUCCUAGAAGAGGAAGGAGGGGGAGUAGAACAAACAAUGUCUAAUCAUUCCAUCUUGAACGAUCAGCUCUCGAAAAAAACCUCAAUUUUCGGUUUGCGUUUGUGGGUUAUUAUUGGUAUAUGUGUUGGAGCUGCCAUAGUACUUGUUCUCUUCCUCAUCUCUCUCUGGUUCACCUCUAGACGCAGCAACCGCAAAGAAACCAGUAAAACUAAAACCAACCACAGUUCCACGAUCCCCAAUAUCUCCAAAGAAAUUCAGGAGAUACGAAUCGAUUACCCACGCAACCCGACCCAUUCAGCACUCGACGAAAAAGCACAUAACCCGGACCCAUUACCUGAAUCAGAGCCGGUACUGCUUCUUACCCGAGGGGAGGAGAGCCCUGUCAGUGGGCGUAAUAGGGUUCACAUUGAAAUUGGGAAAGACCACCGAAUUUCGUAUCCGGAACGGGUUGGCGGGUCGGGUCAUGGGAGCGGAGAGGCGAACAAGUUAGGUGAUCAGGCUGUGGCUGUGGCGGUGCCAGAGGUGUCGCAUUUGGGAUGGGGCCACUGGUACACGCUAAGAGAGCUGGAGGAUUCCACUGAUGGGUUUGCUGAUGAGAAUGUGAUUGGUGAAGGUGGGUAUGGGAUUGUCUACCGUGGAGUUUUCGAGGAUAAAACUCAGGUGGCUAUUAAAAAUUUGCUCAACAACAGGGGACAGGCUGAGAAGGAGUUCAAGGUAGAAGUGGAAGCAAUUGGACGUGUUAGGCACAAAAAUUUGGUGAGAUUGCUUGGUUAUUGUGCUGAAGGAGCUCACAGGAUGCUUGUGUAUGAGUAUGUCGACAAUGGAAACUUAGAACAGUGGCUUCAUGGAGAUGUUGGACCUUGCAGCCCUCUUACAUGGGAAAUUCGUAUGAAUAUAACACUUGGAACAGCAAAAGGGCUCACUUACCUGCAUGAGGGACUUGAGCCGAAGGUUGUUCACCGUGAUAUCAAGUCAAGCAACAUUUUGCUUGACAGGCAGUGGAGUCCAAAAGUAUCUGAUUUUGGCCUAGCAAAGCUCUUGGGUUCUGAGCGAAGUUAUGUGACGACUCGUGUGAUGGGAACAUUUGGAUAUGUGGCUCCCGAAUAUGCCAGCACUGGAAUGCUGAAUGAAAGAAGUGACGUAUACAGCUUUGGUAUUCUUCUCAUGGAAAUAAUUUCUGGGAGAAAUCCUGUGGAUUAUAGCCGUCCUCAGGGAGAAGUGAACUUAGUUGAUUGGAUCAAAACAAUGGUUUCAAGUCGGAAUGCAGAGGGGGUCUUGGAUCCUAGGCUAGUGGAGAAGCCUUCAUCAAGGGCACUAAAACGUGCCCUUUUAGUAGCAUUGCGCUGUGUGGAUCCAAAUGCGCAAAAGAGGCCAAAGAUGGGCCAUGUAAUACAUAUGCUUGAGGCUGAUGAGUUUCCCUUCCGAGAUGAUCGUAGACGUUCUGAGAAUGAUCUUCCAAGAAACAGGUUGAUGGAGAAGACCGUAAGUGAAUCAGGUGAUAGCAGUGGGUAUGAAAGUGGCAUGCAAACCAAUAGGUCAUUGUGGAGAAAGCAAGAAACUGAAGAGCAGUAGCCCUGUGAACCUUCUCUAAGCUGAAUAGACUGUUUGACGUUCAUUGCACGCUUCUUCUGUAUAUGUAAUCAACACCACUAUGAAUCCAGUCUUUUUAUCGAUUUGUUAGCAUUGGUUCUGCGCUUUGUAUACCUUUGUCUCUGCAGGUAGAGGUAUAAGCGUACUCUGUGCUUUGUGCAUUUA